This is a messenger RNA of Schistocerca piceifrons (Central American locust), 609 nucleotides long. RefSeq names its product mediator of RNA polymerase II transcription subunit 15-like. The record is from RefSeq and is a predicted model, not a curated record. Lineage: Eukaryota; Metazoa; Arthropoda; Insecta; Orthoptera; Acrididae. Bases 1 to 609 code for a protein of 202 amino acids. The transcript has 2 exons.
AUGAGGAUGGGUCCGAAAUAUUACUACCGCUAUGGACGCAGCGCAGGAGUUCCUGAAAGAGUUUCUCUACCAGUUUUGUCCAGUCCGUCACCCGGUCCUUCCGAUCGGCACGUCCCACCGUCCCAGUCACCUACGGACGGUGCGGACGUCCCACCUGACAACCUUGCUGCCGAACAGGCUCCCGCACCAGACGCUGAGGAGAACAGUACUUCUUCACAACACCCGUUUGACAAUUACAUUGUACCCACCGACGCCUCCGAACCAGGUCGACGCUCCUCCUUGCCGUCGUCCGACACUGAGGGACACGUGCGCAAACAACGCUCGCCACGUAGGCGCAAACGCCGUCGCCGUUCACCUACGGGCUCUCAGAGCGUCGCCACCCGCGACGACGAAGACGACACCCAACCAGCCGACAUUUCCACGCAGAGGUCGGCGGACAACUUCCACGAUGAACAAGACGUUUCGCAGGACGGGACCACCAUGGAGGUAGCCACGCACAAUGUAAUGAUCGGUGCGCAGGUUGAGACGCCUGUCUCCCCGCCGAUAACUCCAGAUCUCUCUCACCACGACGCAAUUCCCAUGGACAUUGGACAGCCCCACGGCACAUGA